AAGCAAGAAGAAGCUGCAAGGCAUCGACCGAUGGCCAUGGCGGCGGGCGGGCCCAACGGCGGCGGCGGCGGGAAAAUGGUCAGCCUGCGGCUGCAGUACUACUGCGUGUUCGCGGCGGUGGGGGUCGCCGUCAUCGUGCUCUCGCUCACCUUCCUGUCCCCGUCCGCCAUGGGCGCCGUGCGGCAGAACCUCGGCACCGUCGUGGCCAAUAGCGGAGCCGGAGAAAGACAAGCGCGGCAGGCCGUGGCGGCGGUGGUCGCCAAGCCGGAGCCGGAGCCGGAGGCAGAGAAGGUGGAGGAGAAGAAGGAGCCGCCGGUCGUGCUGUUCAACUUCGGCGACUCCAACUCCGACACGGGCGGCGUGGCGGCGGCCGGCGGCAUCAACAUCAUGCCGCCCGAGGGCCGCACCUACUUCGGCCACCCCACCGGACGCCUCUCCGACGGCCGCGUCAUCAUCGACUUCAUCUGUGCGAGUCUGAACACGCACGAGCUGAACCCAUACCUGAAGGGAGUAGGUUCCGACUACAGCAAUGGUGUCAACUUCGCCAUGGCCGGCUCAACCGUGUCGCAUGGCGUUUCUCCCUACUCACUGAAUGUCCAGGUCGACCAGUUUGUCUACUUCAAGCGCAGAUCACUGGAGCUAUUCGAGCGAGGACUGAAGGGCCCGGUGAACAAGGAGGGCUUCGAGAACGCGCUGUACAUGAUGGACAUUGGCCACAAUGACGUCGCGGGUGUGAUGCACACACCAUCUGAUCAGUGGGACAAGAAGUUAAGAACGAUUGUCGGCGAGAUCGGCGAUGCAAUUCGGAUUCUGUACGAUAACGGCGCAAGGAAGUUCUGGAUACAUGGCACAGGCGCCCUAGGCUGCUUACCGGCAAUGGUGGCACGGGAGGAGGGUGAGCAUGACGCGCACGGCUGCCUUGCGAACUACAACCGGGCGGCGCAGGCCUUUAACAAGAAGCUGAGUGACCUCUGCGACGAGGUGCGGUUGCGCAGGAAGGACGCCACAGUUGUUUACACCGACAUGUUCGCCAUCAAGUACGGCUUCGUUGCCAACCACACCAAAUAUGGGAUUGAGUGGCCAUUAAUGGUGUGCUGCGGAAACGGUGGCCCACCUUACAACUUCAACCCAGGAAAGUAUGGAUGCGGCGAUCUCUGUGGACCGGAGGCGAAGGUGUUGAGCUGGGAUGGUGUGCACUUCACUGAUUUUGGAAGCGGCCUUGCCGCCAAGCAUGCUAUGAGUGGUGAGUACUCCAAGCCUAGAGUAAAGCUGGCAAGCUUGAUCAAUGGUGCCUCAAAGAAACCAUCCUCUGUGUCUUGAUGCUCAUCGAUCAUUGAAUCAUGAACUUUGGCUGGACCUUACUUGCAAAAGAAGAAGGUUACUUGCAAAAAUAAACUUUGGAUGAAUCAUGGAUGAGUGGAUAAUAGUGAAGAUGAAUCAAGAUGACAACGAACGAUGGAUAAUGAGAUUGACAGAUCAGUUGCAGCUGAUUGUUUCUACAUUGAUUGGCUCCUUGUACACAAUAGGCGAUAGCUCCCUCGGCUGCAAGUAAAAAGUUGUUGAUUUUUUUGGACUUCUGUAAUGCUGAGUAUAAUUAUUUAACAUUCUUGGUGUAUGUGCAUAGGAAAUGUAUGGCAGCUGCAAGCUCCCGGAACUCAUGAAAAUUGAUGUAUGAUAGUUUUACUUUACAUCUGCAAAAGAUAGCAGAACAAGAACAUCCAAAGUUA
Molecule: messenger RNA, 1727 nt
Organism: Lolium rigidum
Lineage: Eukaryota; Viridiplantae; Streptophyta; Magnoliopsida; Poales; Poaceae
Product: GDSL esterase/lipase At1g09390-like
Exons: 5
Coding region: 31-1320 (429 amino acids)
Molecular function (GO): hydrolase activity, acting on ester bonds
Source: RefSeq, a predicted model, not a curated record